Puccinia graminis f. sp. tritici CRL 75-36-700-3 is the source of this 6765-nucleotide messenger RNA. RefSeq lists its product as uncharacterized. Gene Ontology annotation, cellular component: nuclear pore. The record is from RefSeq and is a predicted model, not a curated record. Bases 90 to 6389 code for a protein of 2099 amino acids. Gene Ontology annotation, molecular function: structural constituent of nuclear pore. The transcript has 17 exons. Gene Ontology annotation, biological process: mRNA export from nucleus; protein import into nucleus. Lineage: Eukaryota; Fungi; Basidiomycota; Pucciniomycetes; Pucciniales; Pucciniaceae.
CAUCGAUCGAAGAACGACUUCUACAUAAACCAAAACCAUCAAACACAUCCAAUCCACACCAUCACACUCAAAUCCAUCCGACCAACUGGAUGGAUCCAGAAACCGGUCAACAAGAGGGCCCACCAAAUGCCCCUGCUAACCCGCAAACCAACAACGAUCUGUCAGCUCUCCAGGCCGAACUCGACCAAACAAAGGCAGAACUAGCUCGACUACAAAUCGAAUCUGAGUCGGAACUCAACGCAUCUAAUGCUCGAUUCAUCGAACUCGAAUCAAAAUUAAACGAUCAAAACGAUCAGCGAUCCCAACUAGAACAGAGCCUGCAAGAAAUCCAACGUCUCAAACAUUCAUUGGAAUCACGUCUCGAGUCCGAUCAAAAUCUCAACCAACAACUUCAAACCUUACAAUCCGAGAAGGCAGACUUAUUGCAAGUGAUCAGAGAUAAGGAGAACGAGUUCUCAGAUUUAGAAGCCGAACUAUCAUCGAAAACCGAACAGCUUUCCUCUGCCAAAGCUACGAUCAGAGAGCUAGAAACCAAUCUAACCACCAGCAAGAGUUCCGAAAGAGCCAUCCGAUUGCAAUCUCAAGCAUUUCAAUCUGAAGCCACCUUGGCUUGUUCUGAUCGCGACUUUUAUUCCAAAGAACUCGAGAGAACUCGCGAAGAAUGGCAAUCAUUCAGGAUCGAAAGUCAUCAACAAACAGCAAACCUUCAAAAUGAACUGGACAAAUUGACUUAUGUCAACCAGAGCACCACUACCAACCUAACCACCCUCCGAUCACAGCAUGCCGAACUUCAAAAGCUCUAUGGAGACGCGACUGAACGAAUCAAGCAGCUUACCGACCAAUCAAUCGAAUCCGAGGCUGCGUUUCAGAAGGAGAUCGAAGCUCAAAAACGUGUGACGAUGCUGAUGGACAAGAGAGAUAAGCAACGGGAAGAACGAAUGGAACAGCUUGAAAAAGAGUUCAACCAACGAAGGGCCGAGCUCGAUCAGCAGGAACGUACGAUCAACGACGCCUUAGAAAAUGAACGCGCCCAUGUCGCUGAGUUGGAACAGAAAUUGAUGGAUACCACCAAUGCACUCUCCAGGUUAUGCGCGUCAGAGAUCGAUGAAAAUGACUCUCAAGAUCUGCUUGACAUUGCUGCGAAUACUCCUCUCGUUAAUCGAACUCCCGGGACUCCAUUGUCGAGAAAACAGAACGGCAUGUUCCUUGCUAACGGUAUCAGCCCAGCUGCAGCUAUGGCCAGCAAACUCCAGAAGAGCGGGAAGAGUUUGACUCAAGUUUAUACCGAGAAAAUCGUACUCGAGGAAGAACUGAAAAAAGUUCAACUCGAAAACGUUCGUCUCAGUGAGACAAUGAGUCAGAUAUUAGGAGAAAUCCAAGACCGGGCUCCGUUACUUCACCAACAACGGGUUGAACACGACAGGAUUGAAAAUGAGUGUAUUAAUCUAACAUCCCAACUCACACAAGUUAUCGAAGAAAAGGAGGAAGCUCAGAGAAUGUAUCAAAGCUGUAACCUUGAUCUCAAAGCUCUUCAACGAGAUUACGACCUAGCCAAUUCACAGGUCAACGAUCUAAGCCUACAAGUCCGAUUGCUUACGGUGGAAGUCACCAGACGCGAAACUGGCAAUCCAUUUGCCAUCACAGGAGACGAGGAAGAUCUUGAGAAAGACUUGUCGACUUGGCGCAAUGCACAGGUUGAGGAGGAGGAAGAUGUCUUACUCGCCAACGACCUCAUUACUUACCGAAACAUAACAGACAUGCAACAAAAGAACCUCAAGCUGCUCCUAUUCGCACGAACACUGACCACCAAACUCAACGAGUUGGAAGAAAACCGGGCCAAUAAGAAUGAAGAAGAAGAUGAAGAGGAUGAAAACACCAAACAGGCCAUCGAUGAAGCACACGAACUGAUUCUCAAGCUCAAGACCGACCUCCAUUCCGCGCAACAAAAGAGUGAAGCCCUCUUUAGAGAACGCGACAUGCUUAGAAAGAUGCUCGAUCAGUCACAAGCCAAGAUCCCAGGUGAUCAUCUCUCCUUCGAACCGGAUACCGCCACCCCAGAUGGAUCUCGACAGAAGCUUGAUGAACUUCGAACACAGUUUGAAGUCUACCGCACCGAGAUCGGCCGCGAUUCCAAACAAAUGAACGAAGAUCUCAAUCAAUCCAGGGCGGAUUUGUCGCGAACCCAAGUCUUGCUUGCCAAAGCAAAUGCUCAGAUCGAAUAUCUCACUGAAAGACAGCGUUCUCUUGAUCAGACCAAUGCCAUGCAUGUCCAAGAAGUACAAAGCUUAACAGCCUCGAGCGCCAAGCUUCAAGAUCAUAUUUCUAAGGGCGAGAUGCUGCUACAUCAGGCCAACGAGAAUGUUACAGAACUCAAGGCAAAAUGUCAUGUACUGCAACAUCAAGUAGAAUCAUUGACAUCUGAAAGAGAGGUUUGGAAAGGUGUGGAAGGUCGGCUGGUGGCUGAAAAUACCAGUUUGACACGUGAACGUAACAAUAUUAACGAUAUCCUCAGAAAUAUGCAAGUCAUGCAGGGCGAGAUUGAACGGAAUGCUGAGGACUCUCGUCGACGCUUGGAGACUCAGUUGUCGAAAUCAGAGGGCCAGCUAUCCGAAUUGAAAGAAAAGCUGAAAGUUGAAGCGGACCUGGCUCGACAAGCUACUCUCCAACGGCAAAUCGAGGGCAGAGAAUACCAGUCCAAGAUUGAUAAACUAACCGGCGAACAUUUAACAGCCCGAGAAAAUCUUAGUGCGGCUUCCGCCACGAAGACCCAUUUGGAAAACCAAGUGACUCAACUUCAAAAGCAGCUGACCAUGAAGGAAGAGAGGCUUGCCGUUUACGAGGGACAUCGUCGAUCUGAUCCUGGAUCCAAUCAAACUGGAAACGUUAAUACCUCCGGGUCUAACGAUCCUAGUCUGACAAAAGAGCAACGUCUGGAGAUUGAAUUAUCAGAAUUGAAGAUUGAGCUUGUGGCCGCUAAAGAAGAGUGCACCCGGGCUCAGCAAAAUGUGGAGCAGUUCAAAUCUAUCUCACAGAGUGCUGAAGCAGCUCUUGCAUCCCUAACAGCAACGCAUGACGAAUAUAGGAGCUCGCAGGAAGCCGAACUCGAACGAAAACAGAGUGCCCUUACUUCACUCGAAGAACAUUUGAGGAAGGUUACCGAGGAUCUUUCUGCUGCAACUAGCCAGAAUUCGGAACUUCAUCGCCAAUUAGAGUCCCAACGAGCGGACUUCGAGAAGGAGAAACUGGCUCUCAAUAACAAGUUGGUCGACUUGGAAGAAAUUGAGACCAGGGUGAAGGCACGAGAUAAUGAAUUGAGAGCGGAAGUUAAUAAUCAAAUGAAGCUCGCUCAGGAUAGUCACGAUCGAUACAAGGCCGAAGUCCAAAAUCAUGCGAAUUCUCUCAACGAAUUGAAGCAAGUCAAAUCAGAACUGGAAACCGCACGUGAAUCGAUCCUAGAAGCUCAGACCACGGCCCAAACUGCUACUACCAAACUUACUUCCUCAGAAGCUAGUUGGUCAGAACAAAAAACUACGCUCCAAAAGGAACUUGCCAAUAUUCAAACUCGAUGUGAUGAUCUUCUCAAGCAAAACAACUUGCUUCAUGAGCAUCUCGAAACUGUUAGUGCACAGGCAACCAAAUUAUCGAGUCACAACAUUGAUCAAGCUGUGGGCAGUGAUCCGGGAGAUCAGAAAGUUUUGCAAAACGAUAUGAAUGAAAACAUGGUCGAAUCUGUUGAACAACUACGUGGUGUCAUCCGUUACCUCCGCAACAAUUACGAUAUCGCUCAACAACAAAUCGAACUUUCUAAAAUGGAAUCCGCUAGACUCCAGCAGCAAUUGCAACAUGCUUCCAAGGCCCUAGAUCAAACUAAAAUGGAGCUCAAUCAAGAGCGCGAGAGAAGUCGACAGGGCUAUGUGUCAUCAGCUGAACAUGCGCAACUUCUCGAUCAAAUCAAUACAUUGAAUAUGAUACGCGAAAGUAACAUUACCCUGCGAGAUGAAGCAAACCGAUCCGAGCGUAAAGCCAAGCAAUUGGAAGAACAGUUGAAACAGACUUCUGAAACGGUAGAGCCCCUCAAACAGGAAUUACGUGAAUUACAACUCACUGUGCAACAAUACCAGCAAGAGAUUGGGAUCCUGAAUGAGGAUAAUGAACGAUGGAAGCUCAGGAAUCAGCAGAUCCUUGAGAAAUACGAUCGAAUUGAUCCCGCAGAGGUCCAAGGCCUUCGUGAUGAAAUCGAGCGAUUAAAACAGGAAUUAACUCAAACCCGCGAAGAAUUAUCGCAACUCCAUCACUUCAAAGAGAAGUUCUACGCGAUCCAAGGUCAGGCUCGUAACAUACGGCAGAAAUCGACGGAGGAAAAGCUUGCACUCGAAGCUAAACUCACCACAGUCAAUGAGGAACUUGACAAAGUUAAAGAGGUUGUACGAAACCUGGAAAACGAUGCAAAAACUUCCCAAAAUCAGAAUAAGGUGGUUGUCGAACAAGCUGCUGUGCAAGCUCAAGAACAGUUACAGACCCUCCGCCAAGAAAAGGCCGCCGCGGAAUCUAGCUUGGCCGACGCGCUCACAUUCAAGAAUCGCGCUGCUGAGACACAGGCUUCGUUGGAUGCUCUCAAGAAGGAACUCGAUCAAGUCAAAGCUGCUUUUGAGGCUCGGGAAAGUGAAAUUACCAAGUUGCUUACGGAAAAUACUGGUGCUGCAAACACAAACAAGCAGCUAACUGAGCAGCUGACUAAACUUCGGGAAGAAGCGUCUCAAAACCCGCCGAACAUGACAUCUGAAGCAACGAUCGAAAUGGAAGUGUCGAAGCGCGUUCAAGCAAAGCUUGCUACCAUGUCAGCCACAGAGCCUGGGGAAAUAUCAGCCGGCGAAGAACAAGUUCAACAACAGAUAAACCAAGUCAAGCAGCAAGCUCUUUCUGAGAAAGCGGAAGCCGUCCAGAAGGCUGUUGAAGAGACUACCCAAAGACUUACGGCUGAGUUUGCCAAGUCACAAGCCGAGUCCGCCGAAAAACACAAAGCGGAGUUGGCAUCAUCGGGCUCUAAUCCGUCGACUGCUGUACCAGAAGAUCUUGUAGAAGCACGCGUAUCCUCUAAGGUGGCUGAAAUCAAGAAUGAAUUACAGGCGGCUGCAGCCGCGAGGGAGCAAGAGCUAGUCAGAAAACAUCAAGCUGAGCUUUCGGAAGCGCGUAAAGCCCCAACUCAGAAUCCAGACUUGAAGCAACCGACUCCGGAGCAGUUACAAGAAAUCACUAAAGUGGCGGUUGAGGUCGCAGUCAAGAAUAAGGAAGCCGAACUUCUCCAGUUGCACAAAUCAUCGGCAGAAGCGAUGGUCGAAACGACCAAAGCCAAGGUGAUGGCAGAGAUGAACUCUAAACACAACGUUGUGCAGAUGCAGCUAAAGCGAUCGCAUCUCAAGAAUGCGGAACUCACGGCCAAGAUCAACGAGCUAUCCGCACAGCUUAAUGGAACAUCAACAACUCCCCCAACCAGUGUAGUCCCAGCCACAGCUACUCCUGCCACACCGCUCGCUCCGACAGCGCCCACCUUCGUUCCCACGGGUACCCCGGACGCAUCUUCUUCCCAAUCGCCAGCCAAUACCGCCCAUUCUGCCCAGACCGCCCCCGCGACUAUCCAGUCCAACCAGACUGGCGUGACUCCAAAUUCGGCGGAUCUCGCAAACGGCGCGGGUCUUCCCACAAGGCCCCAAGGUCCAACUGCCCAGGUAAUACGAGGCGGAGCAGUUCGAGGUCGUGGAGGAUCAACUCGAGGAGCCUUGCCACCAGUGGGACUGAAUACAUCGGGGGCUGCAUCCCAAGCAGCAAGAGGAAUGGCACGAGGAACAACGAUCACUUUUGGAAGGGGGGCUCCUAGAGGAUACGGUCGAGGCCGCGCUGGCAUGGUUGGCCGGGGAGGAGCACCAGGCGGCGGAGGGGUUCCAGCAGCGGCCGGUACGGCCCCUGGCCCCAGUGGUCCAAUCACGGCUUCCAGCGCCACCAGCCCGCAGCUGCCGGCCGAGGGCCGAAUGGCGGAGAAGCCGGGGCUGACGGGCAGCGUCAGCAUUCGCGGGGCUGCAACGAUUAAGAAGGCAGGCGCCGGAAGUCUGCUCGGAAUGGCGGUGAAACAGGCGACGGGGACGGCCGCCGAGAACGCUUCUUCUGUUACACCCUCUCUCCCCUCGAUCGCCGGCCAAGCCGCUAAUAAACGUCCCCGCGAGGAAGACGCUCUCGGCUCUAGUAAUGGCAACCAAACUAGUAAUGAUCCCGCUCAGUUGAAAAGGGCUAAAGGAAUCAAUAAUCCUUCUAGUACCCAGGCAGAGGAAAGUAGCGGUAGUGUCAACAGUACCCCUGUGAAUGAACUCGCCGCUCGUCUUAGUAAAAGACCAUGAAAUCCUUUCAAUUCAAUUUGAUUUUCUUAUGGUCACUCAUAUUGUGUAUAGAAUCCUUACCCCUCUCUCACCCCCUCACUCAACGUUCCAUUUCUUAAUUCUCUUCCCCUUUUUUUCUCUAUACAUGUGUGUUUUCUUGACUUGGCUCUCUCUUAUAAUUUCUCUUUCUUUCUCAUUUGUAAUUUCUUUCUCAAGAAAUUCAUCAAAAUGUCUUUUUUUUCCUACAAAAAAAGAAACAAAUUAACACACCCUCCCCUCCUCCCCCGAAAAAAAGGAAGAAAAUCCGAUGAAGGCAAUGUGUAUCUUCGACCAUGUAGUUUAUGGAUCUUAAUCGCAAUAUAACGAUAUCAUCAUAUUUGAAUCAAAUCAAUGUUCA